UGCAUACAGAUCACCGUUCAUUCCUCCCUCUCUUUGCUCUCGUACUCCUAGCAUCACACUUUAAAACUCCGACUAUCAUCCCUCGACCACCAGACUUUCACCAUGGCGCCACAAGAUUCUUUCAUAGAUGAUGAGGAGGACACUUGCCCUCUCUGCAUCGAAGAGUUUGAUCUCUCUGACCGAAACUUCCGACCAUGUCCCUGUGGCUACCAGGUCUGCCAGUUCUGUUUCAACAAUAUCAAGAAUAAUAUGAACGGGCUCUGCCCGGCAUGCAGACGACCAUACGACGAAAAGACUAUACAGUGGAAAGUUGUCACUACAGAGGAGGUUGCUGAAUUCCGCCUUAGCAUCCAAAAGAACCAGAAAAAGCGUGCCCAAGAACAACGACAAAAGGAGGUUCAGAAACGCGAAGCCGAGAAGGAGAACCGCAAAAAUCUCAUCGGAGUGCGGGUUGUCCAGAAGAACCUGGUCUACAUCACCGGCCUAGCCCCGACCGUGCGCGAAGACGAGUUGCUCAAGACGUUACGAAAGCCAGAGUUCUUUGGCCAAUACGGAAACAUCCAAAAGAUAUCCAUCAGCAACCGAAAGAGCUCCGACGGCCAACAUCAGUCACUGGGGAUCUACGUGACUUUCGAGAGACCUGAAGAGGCGACGCGUUGCAUUCAGGCUGUCCACGGAUCCCAGAAUGGCGACCGGAUGCUCAAGGCUCAGCACGGUACAACCAAGUACUGCUCAGCCUGGCUGAAGAAUGAGAAGUGUAGCAACCCUGGAUGUAUGUUCCUCCACGAAGAAGGCGACGAGGAGGACAGCUAUUCGCGGCAAGACCUGUCGUCUAUGAAUAGUAUUCAUACGCAACGGCCUUUGCCCGGAGGUGGUUCACGGUCCGUUUCUCGGCAACAAGCUCCGCAACCUACUCCGCCACCCGUGGCAUCCCAUCCCAUGGCACGGUCAAUUAGCAAAGAAGGCUCCGAAAGUGGUGCUGAUGGAUCCGCCUUGCCGUCUUCUGCGAACUGGGCACGGAACCCGCAACGCAGUCGUAGAGGCAGCCACGCAACCAGUGGUGCGGCGUCGAGUCCUGCUGUGUCGACCUCCUUGCCAGUUACUGCAGAGGCAGUCCCGGAAGAAGCCGUGGAAGAUGAAGAGGAGGAGGCAGAGGCCGAGUCAUCGACCACCCAGCAAGAGGAGCCCGAGCCUACUCCUUCAGAGGAGCAGCCCAAGGGCAUCCCCGAGAGCUCUCUGAAGGCUUUGUUGAGGGCUCUGCAAGCCUGCACUCUUCCUGGUCUGGUCAGCGCAGAGGUGGAGGACCAAAACCCUCCCAUGUUUGAUGUUCGUGGUGGCGAAAAGCGAAAGGCCAUGCGAGAGGAGGAAGACUCUCGACUGAGCGGAGAGCAAGAGGAGCAGGCCGAAGUUCGUGAGCCCUCUGAGGGUGAACCAGAAACUGGUGGAAGCCUCGCCCUAGGAGGAGAGCCAGAGGAUCGGGAUGCCACAAACGACAGCUUCGAGCAGCGACGGCCGAGCACCCAGCCUCCGAUCCAACGCAACAACACCGAUGGUAUUUUCGGACCUGCCCUGACCGGAUCCAAUUUUAACCAGAACUCAGGCAACACAGUGUCUCGAUCGAUGACCCCCCAGCAGCUCUUCCUUCGGUCUCAGAGUGGUUUUAGCGACCAAGCCCCGCCUGGGAUCCCCAACCAGGGCGGUAACUUCCAAAACCAGGGUCACAAUCGCCAGUCUUCCAGGUUCAGCUUCGCAAACGACAACCAGGCCUCUGCGACCAACGUCAAGUUGGCCGCAAACCCGCGCAUCAUGGCUCAGCAGUCGUCUAUGAUGCCGAACUCUUUCCAAUCUCAGGGCAACAACCAGUUCUACGGUGCUUCGAUGCCGGGGCCACCCCCCGGUCUCAAGUCCACCGGCACACCCCCAAGCAUGUUUGGCCAAGGGUUUGGAGGAGCCGGUUUUGGGGGCGCUCCCAAGGACAACUCGAACGAGUUACUACAGAGCCUGAUCGGACGGAGUCGUGGAGGCAUCAACCAGGCUCAUGAUGCGGGAAAGCAUGACGAACUUCCCUCUCUUGAUGAGGCGUCCAACUCGGUCGACGCUUUAGUAUCCGACGAGCCCCUUCUCCCCGCAGCCGAAGUGGAGGGCCGCCGAUCGGUUCCUCCUGGCCUGGCUAUUCCUCCUGGGCUUGCGAACAUUUCCAGGCCUCCAUCUACCCAAGGUCACUCUAGGUUUGGAUAUAUCGUCCCAGCACUGCCCAAGGCCCCGCCGCCUGGACUGUCACAAGGAGCCUUGACUCCAGAUCAAUCACCGCGAAAGCCAGCAACCCCUGAUUCAGAGGCGAGGAGGAAUAUUAGAACGCUUGCGACCGAGAGCGGCUUGUCACGGGAAAUCUCUCAGUCGUUUGCCAGGCAGUCCAAGGGAAGCGCCCUGCAGGACGAGGACUUCCCGGCCUUGGGAUCCAGACCAGCAACACCAACACCCAAGGCAACGCCAAAGUCCAAGAAGCAGGCCGAAAAGAUUGUGGAUAGGCUUCUAGCAAAGACGAUCCAGGAGCCCAAGUCUGCCGAGAAGAAGAGACCAAUUGCCGUCAAUACUCAGAUUGCAAAGGCCAUCGCUCAUCCUGGUGAGACUUCAGCUAGCACCGAGAGGUCAAUGGCCGAAACAUCGGCUGCCUUCCCGCCUCUCCCAACCCCUGGGACUGCUGUCUCGUCGCCUAUCACUCGAUCGGCCCCAAAGACGUUGCGAGUCUUGCCGACACCCAAGACUGAGAUCCCCCCGCCUGCGUCCCCGGCGUUAACCAUGGCCUCGGUUGCCCUUUCUGCGGCAUCAAGAGCAAUGUCCGCCUCAUACUACAGGUCCGACACACCUGGAAGUGAGAUGGUUAGCGACAGCGCUUCCGUGGUGUCCGCCUCUGUGACGCAUUCUCGCGCCAGCUCGCCGCCCCCGAGCAAGGUUGGUGCUGCAGCGGUUCGGAUCACAACCAAGAGCCAGCAGAGGAAGCAACGCAAAGAUGCUCUGAAGCAAGAGACAAAGCUUAUUGCCGAGGUUGCACUGACAGAGGCUGAGGUGGUGCAUGCCCCAGUCCUUGGACGCAAGAAGAAGCAGAAGAAGGAAAAGCCCGUCAAGGCUGUGGCCCAAACUCAGACUGCCACGCCUGUCCCUAAGGCAGUCAAGCAUGAGGCUCCCAAGCAGGAAACUCCCAAGCAUGAGGCUCCCAAGCAUGAGGCUCCCGAGCAUGAGGCUCCCGAGCUUGAGGCUCCCGAGCUUGAGGCUCCCAAGCAUGGCGCUCCUAAGCAUGGCGCUCCUAAGCAUGAGGGUUCUGCGCUCAACCUUGUUGAACAGAAGAGGUUUGUUGGAAAGAGGGCGGAAGAUGAGCUUGCUAUGUUCCAGUCCGCAUUGAUGAAAGUAGCAAAGCUGGGCAAGGGGAAGGGCAAAGAAAAGGAAAAGGAGAAAGGAAAGGGGAAGGAGGUGGUGGCAAUGACCACACCACGAUUUCCCAAGGGAAUCGUGUUCGAGAUUUCCGAGAUCGAGCUGGCCGAGCAUGUCGAGAAGGCUGAGCAGGCCGAGCAGGCCGAGCAGGCCGAGCGGGUCGAGCAGGCCGAGCAAGUUGACUCGGCUGAACAGGCUGAGCAGGCUGAGCAAGCUGAGAAGACAUACCUUGGCCCAGGUUCGGUUUUCGCUGACCUCAGGAAGGCCUUGUGGACACCCACCGUCGACAAGCUGCAAAUCAUCAAGCCCAUUACCGGUGGCUCGUCCCGUGCUGAUCACAGUGCUGGCAGCCACCCCGCCAAGCAGGUUGGACACUGCAAGGACUGCUCAUGCAAAUGUGGAGAGAUUCAGGACGAGGACCUGGCUGCCCUGCGUGCUGGCAAGCCUGUUCGCAAGCAGUUCCACGUCGACGGCAGCCGCAUGCUAAUCACUCCCAACGGAGACUGCGUCCGCGGCUUGACCCCUGAGGAGGAAGAUGCAUUCCUCGAGCUGCAGGCCGCCAUUGCGACCACGGCAGAGAACCCUGGCGCCUUCAUCGCUCCCCGACACCAGCCUGGAAGCGGCGCCUUUUCGCUCAUCAAGGGUCGUGCUGUUCCCAACGGCCGUCCCAACAUCUUCCCGGCCACGGCGCAGCCCCAGUCCCAGGAUCCCAUCGGCAAGCUCCAGCGCGAAGACGCCCUCAGCUACAUCAACCAAUACGUCCUCCCGCGCCUCAACCUUGGUGCCACUAACAUGGGGUUUCCCAAGGGCGCCUCCCCGACGAAGGACGCCGCGGCCGCGAGCCUCAACUCCCUCGCCCCGUACUUUUACGGUCCCGAUGCCGCUGCCGGAGUUGGUAUCUACAGCCCGCCCGACGGCGCGCGCAACAUGACAGACUUUGGUCCGGCCGGCAUGCAGGCCGAUGAGCGUGGCAAGACUAUCGGCAUGGGCGGUAUGCCGCUGAUGAGUGUUGAGGACGCCGAGGGCGCACUGGCGGCUGCUCGCCGCGAGACAGAGAAGUUGGAGAAGGGCCUGAAUCAGGUGAUUCGUCGCAACAGGCGUCUUCUCAUUGGAGGAAGCAACUAAUCGCGAUAUUGUGUGAGGAGUGUUUACACAGAGGGAGCAACACAGAACCCCCAUGGCCAAAGAAUGGCCCCCCAUCAACUGUCAAUAUAUAUGUAAUGAUUUAAUCACGACAAAGGAGCAGAGCAUGUUCCAAAUGGAGUAGAUAGGCAUGGAUCAGUGCCAUCUAUUUGGUUGUACAUGUCACUCGACGUUUAACGAAUUGAUGAUACCUAUUGGUAACUGCCGUGGUG
Molecule: messenger RNA, 4784 nt
Organism: Ilyonectria robusta
Lineage: Eukaryota; Fungi; Ascomycota; Sordariomycetes; Hypocreales; Nectriaceae
Exons: 5
Coding region: 103-4554 (1483 amino acids)
Biological process (GO): protein ubiquitination
Cellular component (GO): CCR4-NOT complex
Molecular function (GO): RNA binding; ubiquitin-protein transferase activity
Source: RefSeq, a predicted model, not a curated record